Molecule: messenger RNA, 1775 nt
Organism: Ziziphus jujuba (common jujube)
Lineage: Eukaryota; Viridiplantae; Streptophyta; Magnoliopsida; Rosales; Rhamnaceae
Product: transcription factor HHO5-like
Exons: 5
Coding region: 223-1431 (402 amino acids)
Biological process (GO): regulation of DNA-templated transcription
Molecular function (GO): DNA-binding transcription factor activity; DNA binding
Source: RefSeq, a predicted model, not a curated record
GAAGAGUUCAUUGGACCGAGUCGCCGAGGUGACCCAAAGACGCGACGACCCGAAUGCGAGUAGCGAAUCUUCUUGUCCUGAAUCUCCCAAUUUUCCUCAUAUGUAUAUAAAAUGGGUGUCUCUGUUCCUUAUCAGGCUUAUCCGGGCAAUGUUUGAGAACAAAGAAAGUGUUGGAAAAUCUUGGAAAAGCUAAAGAGAAAUUAAAAAAAAAAAAAAAAAAACAUGGAACUGAGCUUGGAUUCGAGUUCGGUGUUUAUCCCAACUACCAUUUCUGAGUUUAUUUCGGAAAUUUCAACCAUCAGAGAUAUCUCUGAGAAAUUAUCAAAGCUCGAUGAUUUUGUGAAGAGACUCGAAGAUGAAAUGAAAAAGGUCGAUGCUUUUAAGCGUGAGCUUCCUCUUUGCAUCCUUCUCUUGAAUGAAGCUAUCGAGAGAUUGAAAGAGGAAGCAACGCAGUGUAAGGAAUUGAAAAACGGACCAGUGGUUGAAGAAUUCAUACCAUUGAAAGGAAAUUCUGAUGAAAAUGGAAGGGCGGAUUCGGGAGAUGAUUUCAGUGACAAGAGGAACUGGAUGAGCUCUGCACAGCUAUGGAGCACAAACAUUGACUCCGAUUACAAGAAACGAGAAUGCUCAGUUUCAGAGCUCAAACUGAGAAACGAAGAAGACGAUCGGUCAGUGCCCGAGAACCCAAUAGAACUUUCUUGCAAUUACGGAAACAGGGGAGGGGCUUUUGUGCCAUUCAAGGGAAAAUCAAGUUGUGGUGGUCUACUGAGAAGUGGCCUGAAGGAAGAUAAGGAGGUUUCUCAAGUCCCAAGCCUUUCUCUGAUGCCACCAGUGGCCGCCGAACUGUGUGGUUCUCUCAAUUCCAAAUCCAAUUCCAAUUCAAAGACUAGCCAUGGCUGCAGAGAUGGUGGUGGUUCCAGUUCAUCACUUUUGACAGAUCAAAUGAAAAUACCCAGCAAAACACAGCACCAAACAGCACAGCAGCAGCAGCAGCAGCAACAACAGGCUUUCAGGAAACAGAGACGAUGCUGGUCGCCGGAGCUUCAUCGGCGUUUUAUCGAUGCGCUUCAACAGCUCGGCGGAUCCCAAGCAGCAACACCUAAACAGAUUAGAGAACUUAUGCAGGUUGAAGGCCUAACAAAUGAUGAAGUAAAAAGCCAUUUGCAGAAAUAUAGACUUCAUGUGCGAAAGCUACCGCCUUCAUCGGCUGCCCAAGGAGGUAACCUAUGGAUGGCCCAUGAACAAAGUCCAGACAACUCGAAGGCAAACAUUUCACAGUCCGGUUCUCCACAAGGUCCCCUUGGUGCAGCUGGGUCUGCUAAAGGCCUAUCUAGUAAUGGAUGUGACAGCAUGGAAGCUGAAGAAGAUGAAAAAUCGGAUGGCCAUAGUUGGAAAUGUGGUCUUCACAAAGCUGAACAAGAUGUUUUAUAGUUCAAAUACAGCUACAGCUAUCCCCAUGAAUUUUGCAGAUUACAAAAGACAUACAUGGGGAAAAAUAAUAUUUUCUUUAUAUCAAGAGCAUAGUGUAAUAAGGGAUAAUUGACAAAAGGACAAGGAUUUGCGGUUGAACUUCUUUUUUGAGGCACUCACCAUAGAGAAGGAGGUGAUGGCUUUUAUUUUAUUUUUUCCAAAAUCACAUGCAAGUUUCUUCCUCUGCUUUGUUUUGCAGAGGUUUGCGUAAUGACCCUUAUCGAUUGGAUUUGUAGGAAAAUGACAUGACAGUGUUUAUGUACUUGAAAUUAAUUCUUAGUGUUUUUAACUCUAUCCUUGUAUUA